AUGUCUCUCUUGGCUAUUACCCUGUGGCUUUUAUUUUUCUUUUCAUCAUCUGUGGUUCAUUCAGGAGCACAGGGCUCUAGCCGUGGCUCCUUAGGUGAUGGCAUAUGUGCCACUUCUGUUGUUGUUCAUGGUUACAAGUGCCAGGAACUUCAAGUUACAACUGCAGAUGGGUACAUUCUUAGCGUCCAAAGAAUCCCAGAAGGUAGAAGUGGCAAUGGGAAUAAUAAUAAUAAUAAGAAGCAGCCAGUGAUAAUUCAGCAUGGAAUAUUAGUGGACGGGAUGACAUGGCUUUUGAACGGUCCAGAUCAAAACCUGCCAUUGAUAUUAGCUGAUAACGGCUUCGAUGUUUGGAUUUCUAACACCAGAGGCACCAGAUUCAGUCGCCGCCAUAUCUCAUUGGACCCUUCUACUCCGGCGUACUGGAAUUGGUCGUGGGAAGAACUGGGUAGGUAUGAUCUACGUGCUGUUGUGGAGUAUGUGUCCAACCAAACAGGACAAAAGAUUCAUUACAUCGGCCAUUCACAGGGAACAUUGAUAGCUUUGACUGCCUUCUCGGAAGGGAAAUUGGUGAAUAAACUGAAAUCAGCGGCAUUAUUGAGCCCAGUAGCCUAUUUGAGUCAUAUGACCACUGAACUAUUAAAUGUUGCAGCUAGUUAUGGGGGUCAUCUAAUGAUUAAAUUUAUAUUACGCAAUAAUGAUUCAUGCAAAAUGAUAUAUGAUGGCCAUCAACAAUUUCUUAAGAUAGCGACGGUUAUUUUGCGGCGGUUGUGUGAAAUCGCCGCAAAACGACAACCUACGGCGCAUAUAACGGCGGUUAAGGGUUGGGGCCGCAAUCAGGCCGACAUUUAG
Arachis ipaensis is the source of this 849-nucleotide messenger RNA. The record is from RefSeq and is a predicted model, not a curated record. NCBI's taxonomy places the organism in Eukaryota, Viridiplantae, Streptophyta, Magnoliopsida, Fabales, Fabaceae.